UGAUGACUGCAAGGAUUAGACUGGAUUUAUGUAUAUUUUGAGACCAUCUGUAACACACCUGGCUUGUAUUUAAGAUAGAUUGAAAGAUGGUUUUGUUUCUUGAAAUGUUGGUAAUUUUCCUCCUGCAUGUGAGCACUGACGCACAAGGUCCCCCUAAAUGUCCUCUCUUUAAAGUUCAGAGAGGGACUGUCCAUAAAGCGUUCAUAAACAAGCCUUUGAAGAUAUCCUGCAAUCUGAUGCAUUGUGAUGAACAGACAUUCAAUAUGACGUGGACCAAAGAAGAAUUGAAAGAAUGGAUUCCAGUCUCUGAAGCAGAUCAGAUGUCAAUAUCACAGUACUAUUCAUCAUCCGAUCCAAAGAUGCUGUCUUCAUAUUUAACUUUCACAAACAUAUCGAAGCAUCACGGCGGUCUGUACAGAUGCGAACUGAAGUCCUCAAACUUCUCUACAGUUAGCCAUUACAUUAAUGUUUCUGUCUCAGGUAACUAUUGUCUUUCAACAUUUUAUGUUAAUCACAUUUGUUAUGUAAGGUGGAAGCCUUUAGAACCCUCUGUGAUGAUAUGCUGGAAGAUGAAAUGCCUUACACUGAAAGUAAGAGCAGCAGAAAGAGAAAUCAGUGACAGCAGGGAUUCAGGACUGUGGUGGCUGCCGUAUCUCUUUAUCUCUUUGGGUAUAGUGAUUCUGGUUGUCAUGGUAACGCUCAUCUCCAUCCUGUUUAUUAAUGGAUUUAAAAGUUCAAGAAGAAAGAAUUUACAGAGAUCGCAGGUUCAGUAUACAGCAACAUCUGUCUUGCCGUCGUCUCCCAGCCGCAGUGUUCUGAAGCGUGAUGAAUUAGUCUGUGUCCAGUACUCAGAAGAAUCACAGCAGCACUCUCGUGACAGCAACACAUGCAGUUUAACGUUACCACCUGGACGGUCUGCAUUAUGUGUGUCAGAUUGUAGUGAUGAUCCUUUGUCUAACAGGAGAGAAAGCAGAUCAAGCCAGGUUGUAUAUGCAUCUCUGCAUCACCUCGCACCAUCAUCUGCUACACCCCGUCAGACACAGGAGGAGUUUUCAGAGUAUGCAUCAAUUCGGGUCUCCUGAGUUUGUGGAUUAUGCAUAACCAGGCAAAGUUAACAACAUUUUCAAGUUUCCUGACAUAAAGAGUGAGGCAGUUUUGUGAAACCGUACAGUAGCAUAUUGUAAGUGUUAAUCUAUUCUGUCUACCAGGAAGCAGGAGAUGUAUGCAUCACACUGCACAGUGCAGUUUAUCACAUGGUUUACUUUCCUCAUUACAUCAUGGAAAAUCGUUGCUAUGAGCUCGGUGAGGUUUCUAUAAGUGAAACUCAAAACCAGUUGUCACGUGUCUGAUGCAACGCAUCCAUACACUGAGGACUAGUCUAAGUGUGAUGCACCAAAACUUAAAAAUGGAUGUUUUCCUAGAAUGAAGAUUUUUUUUGCUAUUGAUGUUCCGGCUAAAUUAAUUAUUAAUUAAUUAAUUAAAAUGUGAAUCUUGUUUGUACAUAAGUGAUUAUAUUUACUUUAUAAGUGUUUUGAUGUGGACAAAUUUAUACUGGUGAUUUUUUAAAAGAACUUUUAUUUUAGUCUGUUUUAACUUUUUGUUGGUUUUAAGGAUAUAAAAAUCAUCACAUCUGCAGGGAGUUAACCUAGGGUCAAAUAUCAUAGGCUCUUUACAUUUAACCCUUUCAUGCAUGACGUUCACUACAGUGGACAGUUAUAACUCCCUCAA
This is a messenger RNA of Carassius carassius (crucian carp), 1728 nucleotides long. RefSeq lists its product as uncharacterized. The transcript has 6 exons. Gene Ontology annotation, biological process: immune response-regulating cell surface receptor signaling pathway. The coding region runs from base 87 to 1082 and encodes 331 amino acids. Lineage: Eukaryota; Metazoa; Chordata; Actinopteri; Cypriniformes; Cyprinidae. Gene Ontology annotation, cellular component: plasma membrane. Gene Ontology annotation, molecular function: signaling receptor activity. The record is from RefSeq and is a predicted model, not a curated record.